Marchantia polymorpha subsp. ruderalis is the source of this 531-nucleotide messenger RNA. Lineage: Eukaryota; Viridiplantae; Streptophyta; Marchantiopsida; Marchantiales; Marchantiaceae. The record is from the annotation of a GenBank genome assembly.
GAUUCUCUCCAUUUUUAUGUGAGGAGUGAGGACUUGUUUCGAGGUGAUGAGUAAAUAAAGUGAAAAUUAUUAAACACCAUGUCGAUGAAGCGCAUGAACAUGGGGGCAGGGGCAUACUCGAACAGGAGGGAGGGAUGUGGACGGGCACCACAGCGCGAAAUAAGCGGGGAGAGACAUUACGACUGAGGAAGGAAGGAAGGAUGCGACGUACACGAUGGUGGCGUGUGAGAUGUGAGUUAUGCGGAAAUCACCGCAAGCAGCUACGAAUAACAACCAGACCGGGCUACGUGUGCCUAGGCCACUGAGGUUUACACGCUCAUGCGUCUGCCACUUCUGUUUCGGUCCCGAGUCCCGAGCAGAUUCCACUUUCCUCAUGAUGAGACGCGCAUUGAUGGCAGACGACGAGCUGGGGAGUUUCAAGAGCUUCGUGUUCCGAGGUUCUGGAGAAAAAAUCAUUGCAUUCAAUUCUUGCUUUGUCAGGCUUCAAAUACCGUGAAGUUGCCAGGAUCUAACGAACCGCUGCUCGGGUCA